Molecule: messenger RNA, 4797 nt
Organism: Menidia menidia (Atlantic silverside)
Lineage: Eukaryota; Metazoa; Chordata; Actinopteri; Atheriniformes; Atherinopsidae
Source: the annotation of a GenBank genome assembly
AUGAGUCCCGUGUGGUUUCUGAUUCUGCACAUGCCUUUCCUAAGAGCUCAGGUGACUCCAGAACUACCAUCCGGAGUCACGGUGGAGGCCCUCAACAGCACCGAUCUUCCAACGAACUCCACCAACUCCUCCACCGACCCCUCCUGGUUCGGAGGGACGCCCUCGGAGGCUCCCACGGAGCCCGAGGACGACUGGACGCCGGCGGAGACCUUCCUCUACACGGGAGACCCGUCCACUCUGAAAACGGGCCGCUGCACGCGGGCCUACAGCACCGCCGGUCAGACGGGGGCCCUGCCGGGCAACUUCAACGGCCCCCUCCAGCCGGCGCUGGACGCGCUGGCCAACGCCGCCAACUUCCUCAACAUGAUCUUCCAGGCCAGCGACCUGCGGGAGAGCACGGUCCAGGAGGACAUGGAGUGGUACCACGCCCUGGUCCGAGCCCUCCUGGAGGCCGACGCGCUCGUCCAGAGGGCCCUGCUGACCUUCGACGCCGACCCCACGGCCCCGGCCCCGCAGCUGGUGCUCCGCGCCAGCCGGGACCCGGCCGCCCGCCCGCGGGCCAUCGUCCUGCAGGACCUGUCCAGGGCCUGGGACGCCCUCCACCCGCCGGCGCCGGCCCCGGACGACGGCUGGUUCCGGAGGUGGAAGUUCCCGGGGCCCGACCAGCGCGCGGCGGCCCUGUCCAAGCGGGUGCUCUUCAACGACCUCAACACCCUGGACACCCCCAAGUGGGGCCAGGGGGACAGCUACGUCACCAACCGCAGCGGCGUCCACUGGGCCAGCGCCCCCUAUCUGGACUGCAAGGAUGGACGCUUCGUCCCCGGCUGGGUGCUCACCCUGUCGACCUCCUUCUACGGACUCAAACCCGACCUGACUCCAGAGUUCAGAGGUGUGAUACGUGUGGACGUCAACAUUCAGGACAUCGACUUGGACCAGUGUAUGCCCGGAGACAACUGGUUUGCUGAUACUCACCAAUGCAAUCGCACCACCAUGGAGGUAGGCCAGUGGGAGAAAAUUCUUCCACAGUACUGUAAAUGUACGUUCCAGGCCGAGGCUUUCGGCUCGGUCAGUACUGCUGCCGCUGUAAACAAGGAUAUUACAAUCCUGAGAUAUCCUCUGAGGACAUGGAGGAUCCGGGCAUCUGGCCUCCUGCUCCUGGAGAUGAUCCUUUUUGGCUCUCUGCUCCUCUACUUCCCGGUGUUCAUUUUGUACUUCAAGCCAAGCACCUUCAGGUGUAUUCUGCUCCGCUGGGUUCGAAUGCUCGGUUUCUCCAUCGUCUACGGCACCAUCACACUGAAGAUGUACAGGGUGCUGAAGGUCUUCCUGUCGCGUACAGCCCAGCGAGUGCCCUACAUGUCCAGCCUCCACCUGCUGAGGAUUCUGGGGGUGAUGCUGAUGACGGCCAGCUGGUUCCUCUGCGCGUGGACGGUGGGCGUCCUGCAGAACCGCGACCGAAACAUCCCAGUGUUCGUCACGGCCACCACGUCCGACGGACAGGACUUCAGCCUGUGUUACGUGGACCGCUGGGACUACAUGAUGGCCGUGGCCGAGCUUCUCUUCCUGUGCUGGGGUAGCUCCCUGUGGACUGCAGUCAGGCCGGUCCCCUCUGCCUUCCACGAACCUCGCUACAUGGGCAUCGCCAUCCACAACGAGCUGCUGCUCUCCUCCAUGUUCCAUUUGUUCCGGUUUACCUUUCAGUCUCUCCAUCCUGACUGGAUGCUACUUCUCUCCUUCUUGCACACUCACGUCACUAUCACAGUGACACUGGCCCUGCUCUUUGUUCCAAAGUUUCUGCAUGUACAAAAGCCCAGGAGAGAGGAGAUAGCAGCAGAGGUCUAUGAGGAUGAAGUGGAUCUACGGCGCACCGGCUCCUGCCUCAACAACAGCUUUCGCUCUGCUUGGAGUGAGCGCAGUGUGGAACCGGAUGACUUCCGGGAUGAACUGAAGAAGUUAUACACCCAGUUAGAAGUCCACAAGACGAAGAAGAUGUCUGCAAACAACCCACAUCUGCCGAAGAAGCGCAGUUCUCGAUGUUCGCUGGGAAGAUCCAUCAUGAAACGCAUUGUUGAUAUCCCAGAAACGGUGAGCCGGCGGUGCAGCCGGGACGACAGAGAUGGAUCUUUUCGUAGUAAAUGUGGGAGUCAUUCCGACUCUUUCAGGAUAGUCCCAGAUACUUUUUCUAUCAAUUACAGAAGUUCAAUAAGAUCACCAUCGAUACGCAAGUCCCAAAGUGACCAUCACUAUAGUAGAGAAAGAGACUCUUCCCAGCGCGACUCAACAUUAAGGGCCAAUUCUGUAAAGAGAGCCUCCCAGAGAUCUGAGACAGAUUCUUUGGAUAUUCCUCCGGGUGUCUGUAAAUCUGCCAGUGCCCAGAAUCUGACAAUUGAUACCAAUCUUCUGCACCCUGAUCACACUCGACUACAUAAAUCUUGGAGCCUAAGCUCCUCUACCACCCAUUCAAUUGAGAACAUAGCAAAGAUCUCCAGAGCCAGCUCAAUGCGGUCAAGGCAGAGCAUGUCCAUAAGUGACCAGACACGGAGUGCUCUUCAGUCUGAGUCAUUUGAUAAGGCUGAGGUUUGUCCUUGGGAAGUGGGGCCAGAACAAUCAGGUGAAAAGAACAACAAGCAUGUGACAUACGCAAACUCUGAGGAUGGUGAGGAUAAGAGGCCAGCAUCUCCGCAGGCUCUCAUCUGCCCCUGGGACCACUUACCACCUGUUGAAAGUAAACCGACAGAGGAGAAAGAACCACAUGGUGACAUUGGGAUCACCAAAACACCAGUUACAGUGUCUGCAAGUGCACCAGGCUCCCCAAGGCCAAUGGUAAUGAAAGAUCAACGUGUUUUCUCCUUCCGCAAUACUACUAAUACUAAGUGGCUGUCUGUUAAAUCUUUUAUGGGUUCCGUCGAUGCAAAUAGCAAGUCCAGUAAGGAUGUAGUCUUGAAUAGAGAAGAUUCACAAAAAAGCCAGGAGAGCACUUCCACGACACCGAGGUCUGGAACAUCUAGUAGACGUCCAAGCAUGGACAGAAGGUCCCUGCAGAAAAUGAGUAUGUCGACAACUGAUGGAAAACCCGGCCUUGUAAAGCAAACUGCAGUUAGACUGUCCUCUGGGGAUUCGUCUGACAGAAGCCCUCGAAGGCUUGUGAUUAUGAAAUCUUCUGGCUACACCGGGGAUGCUGAUGAUUUACAAAAAGAUGGCCUCUUUGAUGGUGUAUUUUUAUCAAGGCAGAGCAGCAAGCGUAGCAGCAUAAGUUCUUGGGAUAAUGCAAGUAAUUCUAGAACUCCAUCAACUCGUAGAAGAGGUAGUAAUAGAAUAAGACCAGCAUCUAAUGUUUCUCCCUCAGAAGCAUAUCCGUGGGAUGGAUCUGGUCCUAAUCAACAAGGAGAAGGACCAAAGAAACAACAGAGCAUCAAAGUAGAUGUCAGUCACCAGGAAUCACAGGUAUCUGAACGAUCUAACGUAUGUCCAUGGGAAUCCCAUGAGCAAGGUAGUUCUCCAGGACAAGAAAGUGGUCUAAGCGAAGUGUGCCCUUGGGAAUCAAAGGAUAUUCUUAAAACUUCCCAAACUGCACUGUCCAAAGAUUUACAGACUCAACCAUCUUUGAAACAUGUAACAGAGGUAUGCCCAUGGGAGACCGUUGAAACCCCAAAAAUUUCAAUUCGACAGGACAGUGAACAUUCUAAUGUUUGUCCUUGGGAUAUCCAGGGCAAGGCUGAAGGCGUAUAUGAAAACAUAAAUCCUUCUGAGAACAAAGGAACUCUAACGGUGCCCCUGAGACAAGAAGCCAUCAGAUCUGCCGUUUAUCCUGGUACAUCCAUUGAAGUCAAGAGCAAUAAUCAACCCGACAGCUCAAGAUCACCUGCUAAGAAUCGAGCGGAGCAAGUGUCCAGGACAACAGAAGGCUGUCCUUUGGAUUUCCCUGUUACACCUAAAGUCAAGGAAGAUGUUUGCUCAUUGGAAGGUGGGAGGAAAGAAUCCCCUAAUACAUAUUCACAAAUGACAAUUAAGGUUGAUAUUUGUCCCUGGGAAACUGAAAAAGACACAGCAGAUGAUUCAGGAAAAGGUCCAUCACCAAUAAAAGCUGCCUCCAUACAGACUGAAGUGACAGAAAAAACUAAAGUAAAUGUGUGUCCCUGGGAAACAGAUAGCUCAGAAAAAACUGCAGACACUAAUAUACCUCAGGCACUGAAAACACCUCUUAAUGUUUGUCCAUGGGAGACAGAUGAACCAAAAGUUUUGAACCAGCAAGACAGCCCUCGGGCAGAUGUUUGUCCAUGGGACUCAGAUGAACCAAAAGUUUUGAAAAAGCAGGACAGCACUCGGGCAGAUGUUUGUCCAUGGGACUCGGGGGAACCAAAAGAGAGCACUCGGGCAGAUGUUUGUCCAUGGGACACAGAAGACACUAAUGCUGCAAACAAGCAAGAUGGCAUUGGGGAAGUCUCUUGUCCAAUAGAGGGGGGAGAACCUGGGGUUGCUGGAAAUAACGAAAGCAGUGGAGAUGACAGAGUUUACAUUUCUUACUGUGACAUAGAUGACACAGCGAACCAGGGCGUACUCGGAGUAGAGGAGAAUUCAGCAGACAUUAGCUCAGAGCAGACAGAUGAGUCUAAGGCAAACUUAGCCUUGGGUCGGCGGGAUGCUUUGUGUCCAUGGGACACUGAAAGGAGCAUGUGUGGUUCAUUCACAGACAGUACUUCAGAUGUCUUUACAUGGGAGCCUGAGAAUAUUCCUGAGGAAGAUGAGGACGAUGAUGCAGAGUGUGCCGCCGAGGCUCUUGUAUUCCCGCCUGAUUUGUGA